Nothoprocta perdicaria is the source of this 2056-nucleotide messenger RNA. RefSeq names its product protein fosB-like. Gene Ontology annotation, biological process: regulation of transcription by RNA polymerase II. The record is from RefSeq and is a predicted model, not a curated record. Gene Ontology annotation, cellular component: nucleus. The coding region runs from base 1 to 567 and encodes 188 amino acids. The transcript has 2 exons. Gene Ontology annotation, molecular function: RNA polymerase II cis-regulatory region sequence-specific DNA binding; DNA-binding transcription factor activity, RNA polymerase II-specific. NCBI's taxonomy places the organism in Eukaryota, Metazoa, Chordata, Aves, Tinamiformes, Tinamidae.
AUGUACCAGGGCUUCCCCGGUGACUACGACUCCGCGUCGCGCUGCAGCUCGUCGCCCUCGGCCGAGUCGCAGUACCUGUCCUCGGUGGACUCCUUCGGGAGCCCCACGGCGGCGGCCGCCGCGCAGGAGACGGACCAGCUGGAGGAGGAGAAGGCGGAGCUGGAGUCGGAGAUCGCGGAGCUGCAGAAGGAGAAGGAGCGCCUGGAGUUCGUGCUGGUGGCCCACGCGCCGGGCUGCAAGCUGCCCUUCGAGGACGUGGCCGAGCUGGCCGCCAGCGCCGGCGUGGCGGUGCCCAGCGCCCAGGAGGUGAGCUCUAUGGGGCUGCCGGGCAAAGAGGAGCCGUUCCUGCCCAUGGUGGUGGCCUUCCAGCAGAGCCAGGCCGCCGGCGCCCAGGGCUCCUGCCCCAGCUGCUGCUUCGCGCCCGGCCCGCCGCCUAACCCCUCCUCUACGUCUCCGUUUGUGUUCACCCACCCAGAGGGAGCCUCCUGCGGAGCCUCGCACCAGCGGAGCAGCGGCAGCGACCAGUCCUCGGACUCCUUGAAUUCUCCCUCGCUCCUCGCGUUGUAAAAGCCCCCCCAGAUGCCCUCCAGUUGCUCCACGCGUCCCUCUGCCCCCCUCUUUCCGCCCCUGUCGUGUCCACCGCAAACUCGGGGGGCUGCCGCCCUGGGGAGGGGGGCGGGUUGGUUCUGCGGCCGCUGAUCCUACCUGUGGAGCGUCAGUUGGGUGGGAGCCGUGUGGCAUCUCCGUUGUCCCCUCGAGAGGGGCUCUGUGGCCCGGCUGUGGUCCUUGAGGGGUCCAGGCAUCCGCUCCAUCAUCCCAAGGGGURUCCAGCCAUCUUCCUCUUCUCCCGAGAGGUUGCCAGGCAUCCUCUUCCUCAACCUAGAGGUGUCCGUGCACCAUUUCCAUCUCCAUAAGGGUCUGAGCAUCCUCUUCCUCAUCCUYGAGGUGUCCGUGCACCAUUCCCAUCUUCCAUAAGCAUCUAGGCACCAUCUUCUUUGGCCAACAGGUGUCCAAGCACCAUUCCCAUCUUUCUGUAAGGGUUUGGACACCAUCUUCCUCAUCGUUGAGGGGUCUGUGCACCAUUCCCAUCUUUCCAUAAGRGUUUGGACACCAUCUUCCUCAUUGUUGAGGGGUCCAUGCACCAUUCCCAUCUUUCUGUAAGGGUCUGAGCAUCCUCUUCCUCAUCCUCAAGGUGUCCGUGCACUAUUCCCAUCUUUCCAUAAGGGUUUGGACACCACCUUCCUCAUCGUUGAGGGGUCUGGGCAGCAUCUCCCUUGUGCCAGCAGCUCCGUGAGGCCCCCGAUCCCCCCAAGAGGGGCUGCGUGUCCUCGUCCUUGUCCUCGAGGGCUCGUGCAGCAUCUCUGCUGCUCUCCUGGUUGGACCUCCAGCACUUUGGAGGUCCUCCUGUUCCGUUGGGGGGGGGCCAUGCAGCAUCUCCAGCAUCCUCAAGGAGGCCAUGCUGCAUCUCCAGUACGCCGAGAGGGUCCAGGCUGCCUCUCUGCCCCCCAGAAGGGCCUGGGCAUCUCUCCAUCACCCUCGUGGUGUCUCCGGCACCUUGCAGGGCUUCCCCAGCACCCUGGGGUCCAUGUAGUAUCGCUCUUGCUGUUCCGGGGGGGUCUCCAGCGCCUUGCGGGGCCUCCCUGUCACUGUGGGGUCCCUGUAGCCUCUUCAUCCUCCCAAGAGGGUCCCUGUAGUAUCUUGGUGACCCCCUCGUGGGGGCUUUGGCGCCUUGGGGGUCACCUCCCUCACCCUGGGAGCCCAUCCUAUGGGCCUGGGGUGUCCAUGCAACCUCCCCGACGUUCCGAAGGGGUCUGUGCGCGUUCUCCAUCGCUCUUGGAGUCCAGUUGACGCCUCCAGCACCUCGAGGUGUCCAUAUGACCUGAAAGGGGGGAGACACUGUUGUCACCCUGGGGGGUCCUGAGGAYGCCCCAUCACCUUGGGGGUCCCAGCACCAUCUCCACCCCUCUCCAGAGCUGCUUGCACCCCCUUGCUGUCGCCCUGGGGUGGCUCUUCCUGCCGCUCCAGGGGGUCUCCGUCACCUUGCGGGAGGUUGCAU